AUGUACCGGCCCAUUCCCCCGUGUUUCAAUACGCUCUCCGCAAGGGCCUUAACACCAGGACAGAAACGACGGGCAUUGGUCUUGAACAUGUACCUGUUGCCCAUUAUGGGUCAACCCGUCAAGACAUUUUACAAAUGGGCAUGGAUCGUGACGAGACGACAGGGAACAUUUCGAGAAGUGUCUGAGUAUUACCAAGCAGUCGAUGCAGACAAAUCACACUCCUUUCAAACCAAACAAUACUGUGAGACACUCGAUUUGCUCCGGGAGGUGGGCAUGCUACAUCUUCAUCAUCAACCAGGAGGCAACCACACCCAACAGCGACAAUCCACCAAAAAAGGUUGA
Molecule: messenger RNA, 342 nt
Organism: Seminavis robusta
Lineage: Eukaryota; Bacillariophyta; Bacillariophyceae; Naviculales; Naviculaceae
Source: the annotation of a GenBank genome assembly